Molecule: messenger RNA, 2493 nt
Organism: Platichthys flesus (European flounder)
Lineage: Eukaryota; Metazoa; Chordata; Actinopteri; Pleuronectiformes; Pleuronectidae
Product: CD276 antigen-like
Exons: 8
Biological process (GO): negative regulation of T cell proliferation; T cell costimulation; cell surface receptor signaling pathway
Cellular component (GO): external side of plasma membrane
Source: RefSeq, a predicted model, not a curated record
AAGACAGAUGUCUGUGUUCAAGUCUCUGGUUGUGGAUCCUCAUCAUGUGGACUCUCACCACAGCAGUCAAAGCUCAACAAAACAACAACCACUUCCGCUGACGACCCUUCACAAAAAAGGUCCCAUACAGAUGUUGAGGUCUCCUGUGUUUUAGAGGAGAGCUGCAUCUUACCCUGCAGCUUUCAGCCUGGUAAAGAACCAGUCAUCCACUGGGUGAAGGUGGAUCCAGGAAACACUCGUCUCGUCUCCGACUACAGUGCCAGGCACCAGAUUGAACUCCAGGGCGAGCGCUUCAGAGGCCGGACAUCGCUGUUCACAGAUCAGAUCUCCAGAGGAAACGCCUCCAUCAGGCUGACGGGGCUGCAGCUUCAGGACCAGGGAAAAUACAAGUGCUACACCAGCAUCAUCACUGGAGGCAACAAGGAGUCAUUCAUCAACCUGAGAGUAGAUGCUCCUGUGCGUCACGUGGACAUUGAGCAGGUGGAGGACAGCUUCACCUGCCGCUCAGAGGGGAUCUACCCCGAGCCGCAGCUCACCUGGUCCACCAGGCCUCCGUCCAACGUGGACCUUCAGAUCCAAACCUCAGUGAAGGAGACGGAGCAGCAGCUCUAUGAGAUCAGCAGCACAGUGACACUGUCAGACAGAGACUCUGUUCUGAUCUGCAGCAUCAGCACUCGCAGUGGGAGGAGGAGCGCGCUGUGGUAUCAACCCACUCUCGUCCAUGUGUCACCGAGUGAAACAACAACAACAAUCCACUGCACUGCUCCAAACACCAAACCCCCGACACACCUGCUGUGGAAGUUCAACCACAGUCAGAUCAUUGUGAACCAGACCGGGGUGGACGGCCCCCCCAGGGUCUCAGAGCAGUGGAGGCAGCAGGUGGAGGAUGUGUCAGCGUCAGGCAGCCUCACGCUGCACCACUUAUCUUCAGAUCACCAGGGAACGUUCACCUGUGAACUCAGUAGUGAAGAGGAGACGCUCUUCAUCAACAGCUACGUGACGAUAGAGGAAGGUUCUUCAGGUUCAGUUGCAGGAAUUGUGGUCGGAGUCCUCGUUGGGUGUGUAGCAUUAGGAGCUGGAGCAGUAUUAUUAUACUUUAAAAGACAAAAGAACAUCAACAAUCUGAUGCUACAGACGAUACAUUUACAGUCAGACAAUGAAGAAAAUAAUAAGAACACGAAACAUGAUAAUGAAGGAAGUGCUGUUUGAGACAGACAAAGACAAACAAAAACCUCAGGAUGAAGAAGAGGAGCUGAACACGUAGAAGAUGAAGACGUCAACUUGGAAACACGAGGAGGUUCCAGAUCUUUAGGUGAUGAGGUCGACGUCUGGUUCCAUGUGAACGAGUCCGACCCGGACAACAUCCUGCUGCAGAGUUGCCAACUCUCACACUUUCGCCGUGUGACACACGCUUUUGCAUGUUUUCACACGCACCCAACUUCUCAUGCCCCAAAUUUUUUUGAUUUUGGGCCGAGACAUGUUCGUUCCUUUUUAAACUCCCCGACGUUAGAUGGCGCUAAGGAGCGCAUCUGUAACCCUAUUCGCUGCAUAUGUAACGGUGUUAAUAUGUUGUAUGUUGAAUCCUGUUCAACGUGGGACUGCAGUCACAGUUUUUGAUGUAUGUCUUUUAUUUUGCCGUAUUUGUCUUAUUUUGAAAACCCGCAGCGGGAGCUUCUGAGGGAUUAAGUGUGGUGCACUUUGUUUUUACCUCAGAACUAGAUAUGUGGGUAGGUUGUUGCGCUGUCUAUUAGUGUUUAAGUUAAGAUUAAGAUGCAUUUAUUUGUCCCAAACACAGACACACUCAUGCAGGUAGGGAAAUGUAACCUCUGCUUUUGACCCAUCUGGUGCAGGACACACAGAGCAGUGAGCGACCAUGUACGGCGCUCGGGGAGCAGAUGUUGGGGGAGUAAGGUGCCUUGCUCAGGGGCACUAGACAGGGUAGGUUCGUCUUUUGUUGUCUCUCCGUGGAGUCGAACCAGAGUCGAACCAGACACCUUCUCUGCCCAUAGUCCAAGUUUCUGCCACUAGUCCACCGCCUCUAGCUGCUAACGUUUAAUUUAAUGUAUAAAACUUGUAAUAUGCAACUUUCAGCUAUGUCUUUGCUUCACAGAAUGUAACUGCUGCCUUCUUCUUCUGUGAAAGACCAAACGGCUUCAGCCACUGAACCAUCAAACCCAUUUGAACCCAGCUGCUGGUUUGAGGUGGAGACAUAGUGUUGCUCUAAGUCUGUUUUAACUCUGGACAACAUCCGGCAGAGACUUGAAAACCAACAGAACCUGAAUGAAACAGCUGAGACCAAACUAAUCUGACACGUUCAGCAGACUCACAGAACCUGAACCAGGUUAAAGCUGAAUUAUAAUAAUUUAAAGCUCUGAAAAGAAUGUACUGAUUUGUAUUUUAUAUCUGGUACUGUUUUGUAUUUGCACAUAUUUUUACGAAACUUUACUUCAUCGACUGUUAUGGCACAUUUAAUAUUUUAUUAAAAUGUAUUUA